Messenger RNA from Ciona intestinalis (vase tunicate), 2275 nucleotides. The record is from RefSeq and is a predicted model, not a curated record. Lineage: Eukaryota; Metazoa; Chordata; Ascidiacea; Phlebobranchia; Cionidae.
UUUAGGUUUAGCAACGGUAAAUGAAAUACGUGGCAUAAGGCGCCCAUUUUUUGUGUAAAUUGUCUGUGUUAUACCUGUUUAUUGUCAUCGUCAAAAGUUGAGUAAAAUUGGAUUUUGCUGGGAAAAAAGGAAUAAUCAUGGAACAGAGAAAAUCAACAGAAACAAAGGAUGUUAACGACAACAACGAAAUUCCUGUAAAUGAUCGCAGCAAUAGUGCAAAGCGUGAACAUUCGCAUGGUACGACAACCACAGAUAAAAGCUUAUCUGGAAAUCCGACUCCAUCGCAAAAUAUUCAAAAAGGAAAUGCGUCACAUGCAAGUGAAGCAGCAGAAGUAGCUUACUCACCAAGUCGCUCUCCGCCAAGUAAAAAAACUACCAGCAUGGUUGAGUCUGCAGAGGCGAACAUUGCAGCAACAAACAUGGCUCUUGCUCACGAGAUUGCUCUCAGUGAUUUCAAACUUCCAGAUCCAAAUGAAGAGCAAAAGGCUGAACAGCAACCAACUACUCCUGAAGGUAAAAUCUAUAAAGUGAUUCAAGAAACGAUGCACCGAGCUUUUUGGGAUAGUGUAAAGAAUGAUAUGGAGCUUGAACCACCAGUGUUUGAUCACAUCUUUGUAUUGAUAAAGGAAAUAAAAGAAAUCCUUCUUUCACUGCUUCCAGCUAACCGCAUCACAUCAUUACAUACAAAGAUAAAUGAAGGGUUGGAUUUGGAUUUGCUGCGGCAACAAGCAGAUCACGAUAGUUUGGAUGUGUGGAAACUAUCAUCAUUCGUCAUUGAUUUAAUGGCAUCCAUAUGCGCUCCUGCUCGUGAUGAGGAAGUCAACAACCUUCGAUCUAUUAAGGAUGUGGUGGAUCUUUUUAAGGGAAUCUACAGAGUGUUGAACUUGUUGAAGAGAGACAUGGCAAACUUCGCUAUCACAUCCAUUAGACCUCACGUGCAACAACAACAUGUCGAAUACGAAAGAACUAAGUUCGCACAAAUUUUAGCCGGUUUACCCAAUGGAUUGGAAAACACAGAGAAUUGGUUGAAUGAGGCGCGCAAGGAAAUCCAAAUGGAACAAAAAGAAAGUGCGUCGGCAUCCACACCAAGCACCCCUAUAAGUCCUCUCGCUCUGUUGAAGAAGUCUUACUUCAAACUACUUGACUGGAAUCAUAAAACGAGGCCGUUUCCAGAGACUGUGUUCAUGGAUGAACAUCGCUUCAUGAUCAUCCAAUCCGAGUUUAAACGGAUCCUCCUGAUCUCCUCCAUCCUUCUUACAUCACUCACAAACUUCGGAGCAGCUCUCUCCUCCCAGCAAGUGUUCACGAGUAAAUUAAAAGAAGAUCUUCUCGUUCUUAUUACACCAGAUCAGAUUUCAGAAGACCACCUACCUGAACUCCUAAGCAGCAUAUUCGAGCACGUGUGGGACUCUGUAUCUAAGUUCGUGGAAGGAAAAUCAACUGCCUUGGUAGCGUGUACUGCUCCAAUCAACAAGGAAAAUCUAAAAACAAAAAUUGAAAACUUGUCAAAACUUCGAGAAAAUCCAGUUUACAGCAUACUUGAGAAACGGGGUCGUGGAUAUCUUCACACUGUGGCUGAACACCUUGCAAAGAACAAGAGUAACAGUGGACCGCACGAAAUACCGGUUCCCGCCGGAUUUCAGAUGUUUCAAGGGGAAAUUUUGUCGCUGGCAAUUAGUUACGCAAAGUUAGUAAAUCUAAACCAGCUUGUGUACGGGCCUUUCUAUGUACCACUGCUCAAGAAGGUUCUAGACAUCAAAGAAAAAGCGAACACAAACGAAAAUACAAAAUCGGAUACCCCUAAAACUGAACCUUCUGAAGCUGCCACGCCAACGCAAACAGCGGGUAGUGGCCAAGCAUCAACUACGUCAUAACCACCUCAUUAUUACGUGCCCUUUCAGUGUUGCCGAACGCUUGAUGACAUCAUAUUGCUGGAUUUAAAACAAUCAUAUUUGCGACGUACCAUGUCGUUUUAUUAUCGCGUUUUAGCGAUUUUCAUUUUGACACUUUUUACAUGGAAACACUGCGGUGACGUCAUCUUUUACGAAGAAUCUUUUAUUCGCGCAAAGGUUUAUUUUUUUACUCGGUUUUCUUUUUGGACAGCCAACAGUUGAGUGUUGCACUACCUUUUGUGCCCAAGCUAGUUUGGUUUGCACAAAUAUUGCGUUUUCCUGUUUUUUUUCCCUGGCCUUAUUUGCUCGUCACUAUUGUAAUGAAAUAUUGUAACAUGUAAAUUGUUAUGUGGAUUUUAAUACAAGCAUCGUAGCUGUGUUCA